AUGAAAUUCAAUAAAAAUGAGGAAAAGGUUUCUACAUUAAUAAAUCCUCCUGAGUUAACUAGUGUAACGCAAAAUAAGCACUCGUGUAACUUCAUUUCUACUGCUGCAAUACAUGAACAAGAAGGAGGAAAACAAGAAUCUGCGCAACUAAAAACACUAACAAAAAAGCAACUCAUAGAGACAAAUAAGAAUAUAUAUAGACGCGAUGCCAAGAAGAAACAAUUAAGCGACACGUUUCUGCGAAAAUUAAAUAGUUCCUUUCCACACAUACAGGGGCGCACUGUCGAUAACUGUACGCGUCUUAUCUCCGAGAUUAAACUACGUCACGAUGUCCAGUAUUUUGUGUUUCGAUAUAGUUAUGAACCAUCACCUAUAGAUGUCACUUUAUUAUCGCAUCUUACUCUUAACAGGGGAGUACAUAGAAUUGCAAAGAUUCUUGCACAAUGGCCUGGACCAGCAAGUAUAUCUGUUUUUGGAACAGAUGGCGAGAUUAAAAACUUCCUAAAUGUAGCACACUCUUGGAAAAGAAACAAUGUUGGGAUACAUGUAGUAUAUCAACGGAAUGCAACACACUAUCCAGUUAACUUCAUGAGAAAUAUUGCUCUCUAUGGCGCCCAUACUUCCCAUAUUUGGAUGAUUGAUGCCGACUUUACUCCAAAUAAGGAUGCAUACCAACUCAUAAGGAGACAUAUACGCCAAUGCGACUGGAAUUCAGCCCGACCGGCAUUGGUUACACCAGCAUUUGAGACGAACCUAACUGAGGGUGGAGUGCCCGAUAAUAAAAUUCAACUGUUGGAGAAACUGAACGAAAGGAAUAGUGCAAUACAUACAUUUAGGUAUGAGUUCUAUGUGUUACCAGAUGUCUUCAUAGUUCACGAGCCCCACAAACGGAUACUUCAGCCAGAUACUGAACAAAUGUGUUUGAACCAAAUUGGACAUCUUAUAAAAAUGGAAAUACUGGCCAAAAGGAGAUAUCACAUGAUCACAAAACAUAAAAGUGGAAAAGUAAAACACAUAAACAUUCCAAAUAUUCCUGAAAUUUACUCCGUUUAA
Owenia fusiformis is the source of this 1053-nucleotide messenger RNA. The record is from the annotation of a GenBank genome assembly. NCBI's taxonomy places the organism in Eukaryota, Metazoa, Annelida, Polychaeta, Sabellida, Oweniidae.